AGAUUUGGUAUAAUGCCAACUGUUCCUGAAGCUUUAAUGGUUGCCAGUUUGUCGCAGAAGUCACUGCGAAGAAAGGCACAAAGCUGGCCAGAACGUAAAAGGGUUAAGAAAAGAACAAGUUCAUGCUUCUAAUGGGCAUGGUUGAGCACGAACCAGUAACCCAGAGCCAAAGGAAGGCAUCCAUGUCAAACUGAAGCUGCAAGAGAAGAGUCAUCUUGCUCCGGCAUCACGCAAUAGCUAAUGGCCUGAUAUGAUCGUCGUGGCAUCAUCGCUGCUCUGCCCAAGCCCAACUCCCUCCCUCUUUAAAAAUUGCAAGCUGCAAGCCACCCUCUCGGCAUCUCACAAGUGAAGUAUCACUCUACUGGUGCUUGCAACUAACUUAACUUGCAGCAGGUAGCAGCAAUGAAGCUAGCCACGAUGAGGCUCCCCACCGUCCUGGUCCAGAUCCUCCUCCUCCCAAUGCUGCUCUGGAUUUCUGCUGUCAUCAAAGGGGCGGACGCCGGCGGCGUCGGCGUGAACUACGGCACGCGGGGGACGACCCUCCCGGCGCCAGCCGACGUUGCGCGGUUCCUGGUCCGCGAGACCGUCGUCGACCGCGUGAGGCUCUUGGACGCCGACCCCGCCGUGCUGCGGGCCUUGGCCGGCACGGGCCUCGCCGUGGACGUGACGGUGCCCAACGGCGUGGUCCCACGCCUCGUGAGCCUGGCCUUCGCGCGGCGGUGGGUGCGCGAGAACGUGGUCCCCCACGCGCGCGCCGCCACCAACAUCUCCCGCGUCCUCGUCGGCGACGAGGUCACCACCGAGGCCAACCGGACGCUGCUGCUCGCCCUCGUGCCGGCCAUGCAGAACCUGCACACCGCGCUGGCCGCCGAGUCCCUCCACGGCCGUGUCAAGGUCUCCACCACGCACUCGCUCGGGGUCCUCACCUCCACGGAGCGGCCGUCCGCCGCCCGGUUCCGCGACGGCUACGACGCCGCCAUCGUCAAGCCGCUGCUCCGGUUCCUCCGCGCGACGGCCGCGCCAUUCAUGGUGAACGCGUACCCGUUCUACGGCCUCACCAACGAGAACGACACGCUGGACUUCGCGCUGUUCCGGGUGAACUCCGGCGUCGUGGACGAGGGAUCCGGGCUGGUGUACAGCAAUAUGCUGGACGCGCAGCUGGACGCCGUGCACUCGGCGAUCCGGCGGCUGGGGUUCGGCGACGUGGACAUCGCCGUGUCCGAGACCGGGUGGCCGUCGGCCGGGGAGGACUGGGAGGUGGGCGUGGGGAAGGACCUCGCCCGGGAGUACAACAGGAACGCCAUCCGGCACCUCGGUUCCGGCGUUGGCACCCCGCUCAUGCCCAACCGCACCUUCGAGGUCUCCAUCUUCUCCCUCUUCGACGAGAACCUCAAGCCUGGCCCCGUGUCCCAGAGGAACUUCGGCCUCUUCCGCGGCGACAUGACGCCGGUUUACGACGCCGGCAUCUUCACUGAUCCGGAGGUCGUUGAGCCGGUGAGCACGAAAGUGACACCGGCGCCGGGCCAGGAAGCGACGCCGGCAGCGACUGGGCGGCAAUGGUGCGUGCCAAAGCCGGCGGCGGACGAGAUGAUGUUGCAGGAGAACAUCGACUUCGCGUGCGGGCAAGAGGGCAUCGACUGCGCCGCCAUCCGGCCGGGCGGCGUCUGCCACGAACCGGACACGGUGCAGGCCCACGCCGCGUACGCCAUGAACCUCUUUUUCCAGUCCAACGGCCACCAUGCGUUCAACUGCGACUUUGGCCAGACCGGCGUCGUUACCACUGCUGAUCCCAGUUAUGGAGAUUGCAUAUUCAUGUGAAAAGUAAAGAACCAUCACAUGACAAGAUUUCUGUUUUUUUUUUGGUCUUCCAUACGUGUCAAAUAGUAUACUGUCCUUAGCGUAGUACUACAUACAGAGCAGCUACAUAAAUGAGCCACAUUGGUUCUGGAGCACUGUGUGCAACUUUAUAAACUCAACUAGUAACUGUACACUGUACUUUUUGCUACAUUGGGAGAAGAACGUCUGCUUGGGCUGCUGCUCUGGCCAUCUGAUCUUUUACGACAUCAACUUGUAGCUGCAAAGCUCUUGGAUACUUGCUGCUACCAGUAGUGUGCAGGUCGAUCGUGAAGUCCUCCUUGUUGACAUGUAUGUAUAAAGUUAAAUGUCAUGCCAAAAUUCGAGGAAAUGGCCGUAACAUAUUUGGACAUCUGAUGAUAAA
Setaria italica (foxtail millet) is the source of this 2218-nucleotide messenger RNA. RefSeq names its product glucan endo-1,3-beta-glucosidase. Gene Ontology annotation, cellular component: plasma membrane. Gene Ontology annotation, molecular function: hydrolase activity, hydrolyzing O-glycosyl compounds. The record is from RefSeq and is a predicted model, not a curated record. NCBI's taxonomy places the organism in Eukaryota, Viridiplantae, Streptophyta, Magnoliopsida, Poales, Poaceae. Bases 403 to 1818 code for a protein of 471 amino acids. Gene Ontology annotation, biological process: carbohydrate metabolic process. The transcript is spliced from 4 exons.